GCAUCUGUCUCCAGCACCAGACCCCUCUGUUCCCUUUUCCAGACUCCUCUGUCCUCUUGCUGCUCUCUGUGAUAUGAGGGAGCAGACUGUUCUCCUGUACACAGAAGUCACAAUGUUUACUGGGAGAAGAUCCGGUUGCCUCAGGGCUCAGAUCCGCAUCCACAGCGUCCAGGAUCCUACGGGGGAAGAGUGAGGCCUCUGAAAAAUGAAAGUAAUCUGGUUACUAUGGGCAACUCCGCAGCUUCUGCUCUGAACAGGAUUUGAUAAAUCUCCCCCUAUAUCACUACGUCCUGAUGUUUACAGACACAAUAUUCCCGCGCACUUCCUGAGCAGAUGGUCGCAGCGAUGGCCGCAGCCCAAUGGGUGCAAAGUUCUGUGGACACAAGAGAUACGGACUUUAUUGUGGUCAAAGUUCAUGAAUCUGAUUGUUCAGGAUCCCGGAAUUUAUAACCAGCUAUAAAUGACCAAUAAACAUGGAGGAUUCUUCCAAACCCGACCUGGAAUGUGAGUGUCCUGUGUGCUGGAAUCCAUACAACAACACCUCCCGGACCCCCAAACUCCUGAGCUGCCAGCACACCUUUUGCAUGGAGUGCCUCGCCCACCUGAGCUUCACCACCCAGGUGAGGAACCGCCUGCACUGCCCGCUGUGCCGCCAUAUCACAAUGUUACGCCUGGACCAGGUCAUCACGGACCUUCCCACCAACAUGGCCGUCCUCAGCCAACUCAAGCUGGAGCCUGACAAAAAUGGACUCUGUGCCAGAGACUCCCGGAGGCUGAACUUCUUCCACCAUCACCGCCCCCCCUCUGUGUAUACCCUCAAUGUUGGCCAGGACACCGGGUCCUUGUAUGGUCCUCAACAAAGUCAGGUACAGUCACCCCCGACCACUAUACCCUCUGACGACUCUUCCUGGCAGUGUCUGCGGAACCCCCAAUUCCGUAUGUUCUCCUACAUGAUGAUGUCUAUGCUGGUGGUCAGUAUGCUGCUCAUCUUUUCCAUUUUCUGGACUCGUAAGUUACUGUGGGGACCAGGAUGACCCCCCCCCCAGAACACGUGACCCCCACAAAGCGGACUGGUAACUACCGAGAUGUGUUGUCCUAGAUGAUGAUGAUGCAUCAGACAUUGAUAAUCCGAGUAAACGCCAUGAUAAAGGAGACUAAGUCAGUGUUCUUACUAAAUAUUGCACAGUAUAAAGGGUUAAAACGUACCUGUCAUAGUGCAAAAAAAAAGUGUUAUGUUACUCAGUACCUAAACCUGAUCGUGUACAUAUUUUUAUAUGUCUAGGACCUAUAUGUCCCUGACAAAUAGCCUUUAUAUCUUGCUCACUUGCUUUGUGUUCUUGCCUUGUGGAGGGGGCGUGUCCAUCUCUCUCCCUCACUGUGAUGACUCAUCUGCUCUGAGUCUGGGAGCAGCCUGGCAGUCUGCAAAUCACUGCACAGUAGUUUCUAUGCAUACAUUUUUCUAUCUGUUCCUAGUAAAGCUGGAUGCUAAUCAACAUAGCUGUCAUUACGUGUGUCAUUCAGCUUUCAUAGACUCCUGAAUGUCUGAUUAGUUUCUUUGUCAUUCAGGAGUCAGAGAAAGCUUUGGCUGUUCAAGCAUGCUGGGAGUUGUAGUUUUGCAAGAGCUGGAGCUGCAGUGUUUGUAAAGCACUGUGUUAGAGCAGUGUUGCCUUUAGCUGUUGCAAAACUACAACUCCCAGCAUGCCCACGCAUCCUUUGUCUGUAGUUUUGCCAGAGCUGGAAGCUACACAGCUCUAAAACAGAGUUUUACAAAGAUCGUACCCCCAGCAGUUGCCAAACUACAACUCCCAUCAUGGGAGUUGUAGUUCAGGAACAGCUGUAGUGGUGCAAUGGUGAUCUUUUAUACUGGAUACCAACUCACUUUUUGGCCGGUAUCCAGUAUGCUGCAAAAUACAGAGUAGCCUGUCUGCAUAAAGACAGAUGACCCCUAGUCGCAGC
Molecule: messenger RNA, 1956 nt
Organism: Hyla sarda
Lineage: Eukaryota; Metazoa; Chordata; Amphibia; Anura; Hylidae
Gene: RNF183
Product: ring finger protein 183
Exons: 3
Coding region: 474-1034 (186 amino acids)
Biological process (GO): protein ubiquitination
Molecular function (GO): ubiquitin protein ligase activity
Source: RefSeq, a predicted model, not a curated record